Molecule: messenger RNA, 2840 nt
Organism: Octodon degus (degu)
Lineage: Eukaryota; Metazoa; Chordata; Mammalia; Rodentia; Octodontidae
Gene: Gna11
Product: G protein subunit alpha 11
Exons: 7
Coding region: 36-1115 (359 amino acids)
Biological process (GO): phospholipase C-activating dopamine receptor signaling pathway; adenylate cyclase-modulating G protein-coupled receptor signaling pathway; action potential
Cellular component (GO): heterotrimeric G-protein complex
Molecular function (GO): G-protein beta/gamma-subunit complex binding; GTPase activity; G protein-coupled receptor binding
Source: RefSeq, a predicted model, not a curated record
GUGGGGGGCGGCCGGCAGCGGCCGGGGCCGGAACGAUGACUCUGGAGUCCAUGAUGGCGUGUUGCCUGAGCGACGAGGUGAAGGAGUCCAAGCGCAUCAACGCGGAGAUCGAGAAGCAGCUGCGGCGAGACAAGCGCGACGCCCGGCGCGAGCUCAAGCUGCUGCUGCUCGGCACGGGAGAAAGUGGCAAGAGCACGUUCAUCAAGCAGAUGCGCAUCAUCCAUGGUGCCGGCUACUCGGAGGAGGACAAGCGUGGCUUCACCAAGCUGGUCUACCAGAACAUCUUCACCGCCAUGCAGGCCAUGAUUCGUGCCAUGGAUACGCUCAAGAUCCUCUACAAGGAUGAGCAGAACGAGGCCAAUGCGCUGCUCAUCCGUGAGGUGGAUGUGGAGAAGGUGACCACAUUUGAGCACCAGUACGUCAGCGCCAUCAAGACACUGUGGAAUGACCCAGGCAUCCAGGAGUGCUAUGACCGGCGGCGCGAGUACCAGCUCUCAGACUCCGCCAAGUACUACCUGACGGAUGUGGACCGCAUUGCCACCUCAGGCUACCUGCCCACACAGCAGGACGUGCUCCGGGUCCGAGUGCCCACCACGGGCAUCAUCGAGUACCCCUUCGACCUGGAGAACAUCAUCUUCAGGAUGGUGGACGUGGGUGGGCAGAGGUCUGAGCGCCGGAAGUGGAUACACUGCUUUGAGAAUGUGACUUCCAUCAUGUUCCUGGUGGCCCUCAGCGAGUAUGACCAGGUCCUGGUAGAGUCGGAUAAUGAGAACCGCAUGGAAGAGAGCAAGGCGCUGUUCCGGACCAUCAUCACCUACCCCUGGUUCCAGAACUCCUCCGUCAUCCUCUUCCUCAACAAGAAGGACCUUCUGGAGGACAAGAUCCUCUGCUCACACCUGGUGGACUACUUCCCGGAGUUCGAUGGCCCGCAGCGGGACGCCCAGGCUGCUCGUGAGUUCAUCCUGAAGAUGUUCGUGGACCUGAACCCAGACAGUGACAAAAUUAUCUACUCCCACUUCACGUGCGCUACCGACACCGAGAACAUCCGCUUUGUCUUUGCAGCUGUCAAGGACACCAUCCUGCAGCUGAACCUGAAGGAAUACAAUCUAGUGUGACCAGGCCCCGCCUCUCCACCACGCCACCUGGGUGGCGGCCACCUAAACUUGUGGCUCGAAUUUUUUUUUUUCUACAAAAAUGAGAAAAACGAAAUGACACAGCUGAGAUGCCAGUGUGCCCGUGCCUGGGACACCGCCCUGGUCCCUGUCGCUGCACCUGUGUUGGGAUGCGUGCAGGCCUGGGGCUGGACUGCCUCAUCCUCCUGUUAAGUUAUUGUGCCGGUGGCCUGUGGCCCCCUCUGGACUCCGAGAUGUGGGGGUGGCGGCAAUGGACUGCCCACCCUGGGAAGUGCCUAAUUUUUUUUUUCUUUUUUGAAGAAGAGUAAAACAAAUUCACCUGGCUUCGUGGGUCUCAGAGACCCCUGGCCCAUGACGGUGCCCGAGCUGCUGUUCCUCAUUUGUCCCUCUGGGGGGCUCCCCUCAAGCCCCGGAACCUGAGUCCCCAUCAGGCCAGCCCAGCCCAGUAGGAUGGCUCCAGUGACCUUUAGGGACAGUGGGCGCCAAGGGACUGCCCCAUGUGGUUCUGGGACUCUCAGACAGCAGCAUUUUGCUCCUUUUUUUUAUCAAAAAAAAUUUUUUUUAAUUUUCUGGGUGUGACCAGUGUGGUACCCGUGAGGGUAGGGUGGGGACGUUUUCAGGUUAUUCUCAGGUCUGUCCCCAAGAGGCAGAGAGAGAUGGGGUGCGCACACGGCUCCCCGAGCACGUGUCCCUGCCGAGCCACGCCGUGGAGCUGGGAGCCAGCACUCGCACUUUGGCCCAGGAACACGCUGGUGAGGGGCCCAGGGAGCUGGCCGCGCUGCGCACCGAGCCCCAGGCGGGGGCCAGGUGCCUGGGGCCUGCCGUCCACUGAACACUACAUACACUACAUAGCUUUUAUUUUAGCGUGUUUUUUUUUUUUUCUUCCACACUUGUACCAGUCAGGAACAGAUUGCCAACGAUGCCUCUGACCGGCAUCUCCGUGGCCGCCCUGCCCCUGCCCCUCAGGGCCUGGAGGGGAAGAGCAGGGGCGCUGGGAGGCUUUAGAAGGCAGGCAGCCUCUGCUCCUGGUGACCAGCCCUGAGGGCCACUUCCUCCCACAGGGGCUCCUGUGUCCUGUAAGGGCCCUUCCUGCUGUGCACCCGCUGGGGGUCCGUGCCAUAAAGCUCCUCACGGGGGCUUGAGCGGGCGUGCGGAAGCUUUGUCCACACAGCCCAGCAUCUCGCCAUCACAAAGAAGGGAACGGGAAUUGGGCCUGCACCAGCAAUGUUAGCCCUUUGUGGUGCCAACCUGGUGGCGAGGCCCGGUGUGCCAAGCACCUGGGAGUGUGUGCGGUCCCAGGAGAGCCAAGAAGGCAGUUUUUGGAGCAGUGCCAACCCUGGUCGCACUGCCCGGGCCACACCUGGCCCCAGGUUGGCAGUCCAACCACAGGGAGCCCAUGUUCUGGGUCCCUCCCCAGAUGUCCCCGUGCCAACGCCGGUACCCAAGGCCAGCUGGCCAGCCCGGAAAUGUGCCCUGGUCGCACUUGUAUAUUACACAGUCUUUAUUUCAGAUAACCUAAACCUUAACCUAUUUAAGAAAGAAUGUUCUCUAAGAUGCUGUUUUUAAACCUCUCAUUUGAGACGCAUGUGCCGAGUGGCAGGGGACAGGGAGGUGUUGGAGUAUGGUGGCUUCAGCCCCAGCCCUGGAGGACCCGGGCUGCACAGCAGGCUGGGUCCCAGCCCCUAAAUCCACAGGUCCCUGAGAGAA